Penicillium maclennaniae is the source of this 522-nucleotide messenger RNA. RefSeq names its product hydroxyisourate hydrolase. The record is from RefSeq and is a predicted model, not a curated record. The transcript has a single exon. The coding region runs from base 1 to 522 and encodes 173 amino acids. NCBI's taxonomy places the organism in Eukaryota, Fungi, Ascomycota, Eurotiomycetes, Eurotiales, Aspergillaceae. Gene Ontology annotation, molecular function: hydroxyisourate hydrolase activity. Gene Ontology annotation, biological process: purine nucleobase metabolic process.
AUGGACCUCUCCCGCCAAACAGAUCUCGGUCGUAUCAACAAUCGCCUCGCACUGCACCAGCAACACCUUGAACCGGCCCCGCACUCCACCGCAAAGCAAUCGCCCACCAUGGCCGCUCGCGACCCCAUUACCUGCCACGUCCUCAACACUCUGACCGGCACUCCAGCCGCAAACCUACCCGUCACUUUGACGCAGAUGACCUCCUCAACCUCCAGUCCCGUUACCUUCCAAGCUACCACCAACGCCGACGGGCGCGUCGCCAAUUGGACGCCCGUCAGCGGAUCCGCCUCGGUCCCUUCCAUUCUGAGCGCGCUUCCGGCCGCCGAUAGCAAGACAAACUGGGCUUUGCGCUUCGAAACUGGUCCUUGGUAUGAGGCCCAGGGAAUUGAGAGCUUCUGGCCGGAGGUAGAGGUCAAGUUUACUGUUAAGGGCCGUGGUCGUGAGGGCGAGGAGGGCUGGCGCCAUUAUCACGUCCCCGUGCUUCUGGGUCCUUGGAACUACUCGACAUACCGGGGCUCUUAA